AUGUUUCUGAUCUACGCCGCGCUCUUCGUCUUCGGGGCGACGUCUUGCCACGCCGCGCGCAUCGGAGGCAAGGAGGCCUCCGGCCUGGACGGCACAGACGCGCUCGUGGAUGCGUCCGCGUCAGCUGGAGAUGGAGACUUCCCCGCCUGGGCGUCGAAGGGCAGCCAGGUCUCUUACCAGGGCGAGCCAGCAACUGUCCUUGCCGUCGAGAUGGUGCCCGUGGUAAAGUUGGACAUUGGCGGGCAGACGAAGUCGGUGGCCCUGAAGUACGUGACGCCGCCCGAGGAGGACGACGACGAGGGGGGACAGCAGGAGGAGGGCGAGGAGGCAGGGGCUGAGAUGAACGUGCGGCAGAAGAUUUUCUGCGAGGUCUGCCUGGAAGGCGUCCGGUCGUCUUCGAAUUACGUCCCUGCGAAGACUAUGUUGAACGGCACCAUCGAUCCUCAGACGAACUUGGGGAGGCUCAAGGAAUGCAGCCCCAGCGAGCGAGACCUCUGGACCCGCGACGACAAGUUCACCAUCUACAUGCUCGGGAAGCCCGUGCCGGACGGCUGCCCCAGCCAGCGGCGGGCGCCGUACAUCGUGGGCAAGUUGUCCCUCGCCAGGCGGAUCUGCAAGCAGGCCAUCUCCAAGGGGCCGCGGAGCUACCCGAGCUGCACCGACUUCGUGAACAAGCAGGCGGCCACCGGGUCGAAGCGCCAGGUGGAGUGCACGAAGGGCAGCCUGUACACGUUCCGGUGA
This is a messenger RNA of Prorocentrum cordatum, 741 nucleotides long. The record is from the annotation of a GenBank genome assembly. NCBI's taxonomy places the organism in Eukaryota, Dinophyceae, Prorocentrales, Prorocentraceae.